CUGCAACACCACCAAGACACCUUCCUGGCUCUGACGACAGACGGGAUCAACUUCAUCAUGAACGACCAGGAGAUCUGUGAUGUCAUCAACCAGUGCCAUGACCCCACAGAGGCAGCAAACGUAAUUGCACAACAGGCUCUGCAGUAUGGUUCAGAGGAUAACAGUACGAUCGUGGUGCUUCCGUUUGGAGCCUGGGGUAAACAGGAGAGCAGUCUGUCUGGCUACUCCAUGAGCAGAAACCUGGCUUCAAGUGGCCGUUGGUCCUGAGAGAGAGAGAGAGAGAUACUGGACACACCCACCCAUGGACACACCCACCCAUGGACACACCCACCCAUGGACACACCCACUCAUGGACACACACACUUAGGAUACACACACACACAUAUACACACACACACACAGAGAACGUUAUUAGGUUAAUAUUAAGUAUUUAGAUCUAGUGUUAUAGCCAAUAAGCGGCCAUUUUGAUCAUGUAUGCUUGUUUAAUGUACGUAUUGUAUAUAAUGAAAUGUUACGUUUUGGUUUCAGUGCUGUUUUAUUUAUUG
Molecule: messenger RNA, 545 nt
Organism: Oncorhynchus tshawytscha (Chinook salmon)
Lineage: Eukaryota; Metazoa; Chordata; Actinopteri; Salmoniformes; Salmonidae
Product: protein phosphatase 1K, mitochondrial-like
Exons: 2
Source: RefSeq, a predicted model, not a curated record